Messenger RNA from Equus quagga, 493 nucleotides. RefSeq names its product S100 calcium binding protein A7 (gene S100A7). The record is from RefSeq and is a predicted model, not a curated record. The transcript has 3 exons. Gene Ontology annotation, molecular function: calcium ion binding; transition metal ion binding. The coding region runs from base 124 to 429 and encodes 101 amino acids. Lineage: Eukaryota; Metazoa; Chordata; Mammalia; Perissodactyla; Equidae. Gene Ontology annotation, cellular component: cytoplasm.
GCUCCCAGCCCCUGGGAGAGCCAGGCUGAGCCUUAUAAAGGGACCGAUCCUGGCCCAGGUGCACAUCUCCCGCAUCCUUCUCCUCAGUGACGCCUCCUCAGCUCUGGUUUUUUGAAAGCCAAGAUGAGCAAAACUGAAGCUGAGGCGUCUGUGAUUGGCAUAAUCGAGCUGUUUCACAAAUACACCGGACGUGAUGACAUGAUUGACAAGCCAGGCCUGUUGAAGAUGCUGCAGGACAAUUUCCCCAACUUCCUUGCUGCCUGUGACAAAAAGGGCACAGAUUACUUGGCCAAUGUCUUUGAGAAGAAGGACAAGAAUAGAGACAAGAAGAUUGACUUUUCCGAGUUUCUCUCUUUGCUGGGGGACAUAGCCACAGACUACCACAAACAGAGCCAUGGAGCACCAGCCUGUUCUGAAGGAGACCAGUGAGCUAAUUCAGCCAGAGGUCUCCAGAGACCGCAAGAAACAAUAAAGUGUCUUUUCUCACCAAAAA